GGACCGUUUCAAUAAGAUAUCGUAUCGUAAAUAUUACGAUAUCGUAACUCGGGUAGUUGCGAGUAGAUUUACGAUUCUCGUAAACCGUUUCAAUAACGCCCUCGUAACUGUCCUCGUAAAACGCUCUCGUAAUCUACGAUUUCUUUAUUGUACAUUCUGUUUUCUUUGGGGUUAUAUUCAAAAUGUCAACAUCCGGUUGUAUUUUUUCCUGCGUACUGUCAAUAUCCGGUAGUAUUUAUUUUACGUACUGUCGUCUGCAACUUUGACGAUGGAGUCUGAAAAAAACCAACGGGCGAAAAAUUGGUCAGACGGUGAAAUUGCUGCGCUUGCAGGCGCAAUUGAAAAACACAACACAAGCUUGUUUGGAAGGUUCAGCCAAAAUUUAACCUCCAAGGAUAAGUCAUCGCUGUGGAAGAUGAUCGCCGAGGAAGUUAAUGCUGUUGGUGGUUGGAGUCGAAAAGGCGAAGACUGUCAACGGAAAUGGACAGACCUGAAGAGUGUGGUUAAAAAAAAGGAACAGAAAAGGCGACUUUCAAUGCAGCGAACAGGAGGCGGGCCUGCGGAAACAGAUAUCAGCCUAAAGCCUAUCCAAGAAAAGGUUCCAAAACCAAUUUCACUUUGAGCCAUGCUUUAGCAUAGAUUGC
Dreissena polymorpha is the source of this 644-nucleotide messenger RNA. Its product is annotated as myb-related transcription factor, partner of profilin-like. Gene Ontology annotation, cellular component: nucleus. NCBI's taxonomy places the organism in Eukaryota, Metazoa, Mollusca, Bivalvia, Myida, Dreissenidae. Bases 269 to 622 code for a protein of 117 amino acids. The transcript has 3 exons. The record is from RefSeq and is a predicted model, not a curated record.